AUGGAGAAGCGGCUAGCGUACGCGGCCUUGCUCCCACUGCUCCUCCUCACGCUCCGCAUCCUGCCCCUGCCCCUUCCCUCCGGCUCCCCCAACCGCAGCAGCGGCCGCGUGGGCGACGAGGAGGAAGAAACCCCGCCCGCGUCGUCCAGGCACGUGGUGCGGUUCCUGGAGUACCGCCGCGCGGAGGAGCACCGGGAGUACCUGGACGCGGGGCUCCGCGGCGCCGUCGCCCCCGCCCCCGCGGCGGCGUGGCGGUGGGUGGAGCGGCGGAACCCCGCGGCCGCGUUCCCCACCGACUUCGCGGUGCUCGAGAUCCGCGACGCGCACCGCGACGCCGUCGUGGCCGCGGUGCGGGCGCUCGGCCGCGUGCGGGACGUGCACGCCGACGCCACCUACUCGCGGUCCCCCCUGUCGGCGUCAGCGGGGGCGCCGGAUCGGCCGCGGCCGCCCCGGCGGGGGAAGCUGUUCACCGCCAUGUCGUUCGAGGGGGAGGAUGAGGGUGGCGGAGAGGGAGAGGCGGGCAAUUCGUCUUCGGCUACUUGGGGGCGGAGGCUUCUUUUGCAGAGAUCACAAGUUACAUCACUUUUUGGAGCUGAACGAUUAUGGGGAAGAGGCUUCACUGGCAAGAAAGUCAAAAUGGCCAUUUUUGACACUGGUAUUCGGGCUGAUCAUCCACACUUUCGCAAUAUUAAGGAGCGCACAAAUUGGACAAAUGAAGACACACUAAAUGAUAACCUUGGGCAUGGAACAUUUGUAGCAGGAGUUAUUGCUGGACAAGAUGCAGAAUGCCCUGGAUUUGCACCUGAUACCGAGAUAUAUGCUUUUCGAGUCUUCACAGAUGCUCAGAUAUCCUACACAUCAUGGUUCUUGGAUGCAUUUAACUAUGCAAUAGCUACCGGUAUGGAUGUUUUGAACUUGAGCAUUGGUGGACCUGAUUACCUGGAUCUCCCCUUUGUGGAAAAGGUCUGGGAGCUCACAGCAAACAACAUUAUUAUGGUAUCAGCUAUUGGAAAUGACGGGCCUCUUUAUGGCACAUUAAACAACCCAGCUGAUCAAAGCGAUGUUAUUGGCGUUGGUGGUAUUGAUUACAAUAACCAUAUAGCUUCAUUUUCCUCUAGAGGCAUGACUACGUGGGAGCUUCCUCAUGGUUAUGGUCGUGUGAAACCUGAUGUUGUUGCAUAUAGUCGAGAUAUAAUUGGAUCGAAGAUCAGCACAGGCUGUAAGACCCUUUCGGGCACCAGUGUAGCAAGCCCGGUGGUUGCUGGUGUAGUAUGCUUGCUUGUUAGUGUUAUACCUGAAGACAAGCGGAAAUUGAUCCUUAACCCUGCUGCUAUGAAACAGGCCCUUGUUGAGGGUGCUUCUAAACUUUCAGGGCCGAACAUGUAUGAACAAGGUGCUGGCAGGCUUGAUCUCUGGCAGUCAUAUGAAAUCUUGAAAAAUUACCAACCAUGUGCAAGCAUAUUUCCUACUAUGCUUGACUUCACCGACUGUCCAUAUUUCUGGCCUUUUUGUCGUCAACCUAUGUAUGCUGGAGCUAUGCCAGUAAUCUUCAAUGCUACAAUUCUGAACGGGAUGGGGGUGAUUGGUUAUGUAAAGGAUCAACCUUUAUGGCAACCUUCUGAGGAUAUUGGCAAUCUUCUUAGUGUGCACUUCACCUACUCAGAUGUCAUCUGGCCUUGGACAGGAUAUCUUGCUCUACAUUUGCAAGUUAAAGAUGAGGGUUCUCAGUUUUCGGGCAUAAUAAGUGGCAAUGUUACUCUGACUAUUUAUACCCCAGCAGCUCAUGGAGAAAGCAGCCCACAGAGUAGUACAUGUAUUCUUCACUUGAAGAUCAAGGUAGUUCCAACACCUGUUAGGUCAAAAAGGAUACUGUGGGACCAAUAUCAUAAUAUUAAGUAUCCCUCGGGAUAUGUUCCAAGGGAUUCCCUUAAUGUUCAUAAUGAUAUCCUUGACUGGCAUGGUGACCACUUGCACACAAACUUUCACAUUCUGUUCAACAUGUUAAGAGAUGCAGGGUACUAUAUUGAGACACUUGGAUCACCACUUACUUGCUUUGAUGCUAGCAAUUAUGGGACAUUGCUUAUGGUGGAUCUUGAGGACGAAUACUUUGAUGAAGAAAUUCAGAAACUUAGGGAUGAUGUUAUACACAAGGGACUUGGUAUUGCUGUUUUUGCUGAGUGGUACCAUGUUGAUACAAUGGUUAAGAUGACAUUCUUUGAUGAGAAUACCCGAAGUUGGUGGACUCCAAUUACUGGGGGUGCAAAUAUUCCUGCAAUUAAUGAACUUCUGGCACCAUUUGGCAUUGCUUUGGGGGACAAAAUACUUACUGGUGACUUCUCAAUCAAUGCUUCCAGCUCCAGGAAAACUCCAAAGACGGUGCAAGAUCACAUAGGAACACUGGAUACAGAAAGCACCCAGGGGAAAAGCAAGCUCUCCUCAAUUCUUGGAGUGAUGGAAGCAGGGGAAGGGAGGAUUGCAGUCUAUGGUGAUUCAAAUUGUCUUGACAGUAGUCACAUGGUAACAAACUGCUAUUGGCUUUUGAGGAAAAUAUUGGAGUUCACUGGCAACAGAGUGAAAGAUCAUGUCCUUUUCUCAGAGGCAGCACAGUUAAAGUUUCUAGUUUUUGAAAAUAUCCAUCAGCCAUCACGUAGAACGGAUGUAAACUUUUCAACAUACUCAACAGUUGUUGGCAAGGAAUUGAUCUGCCACCAAGAUUCCCGGUUUGAGGUUUGGGGAACAAAAGGUUAUGGUGUCCAACCAACAGGCACAUCAAGAAAGCUUCCAGAGUACCAGAUGCAUGAAAGUUCUAGUUCUCCCAAUGUAACAAUACAAACUACUGACAGUAUACAAGAUAAAGUUGAAAGGCUUCAAAGAAAUCUUUCGACACCUAAUGCUGCUAAAUUUGAUGAUAAAAGAGAUUAUUUUGGAUUUAUUGGUCAUGAGGAGGUUGACAUAGGAAUGUUAAUGGCAAACCAAUGGAUGGUACCUUGCUUCUCUGCCACUGCUUGUCAGUAA
Molecule: messenger RNA, 3015 nt
Organism: Miscanthus lutarioriparius
Lineage: Eukaryota; Viridiplantae; Streptophyta; Magnoliopsida; Poales; Poaceae
Source: the annotation of a GenBank genome assembly